AUGGGACGGCGUGCGGGGCUCCUGCUGGCGUGGGCCUGGGGGCUCCUCAGCACCGUCAGCGCCGAAGGGUACACACCUAGGACUCCGUAAACGAUGCCAUACUUUCCAGAAAUGAAAGAUGGCAAGUGUUUCUUUCCGUUCCGCUAUAAGGACAACCUGUACUACGACUGUAUCAAGUUCAAGGCCAAGCACAAGUGGUGCUCCGUGACGGAGAACUUUGAAGGCUACUGGAAGUACUGCUCUGAGACAGACUUCGCAAAAUGCGUGUUUCCCUUCUGGUUCAGACGCACCAUCUACUGGGGAUGUACCGACGACUCGGAAGCAUUUGGGAAACGAUGGUGCUCACUGACCCGGAAUUUCAACAAAGAGAAGGUCUGGAAGUAUUGCGAUGACAUGUACUUGCCUCAACACUGA
Messenger RNA from Myotis myotis, 414 nucleotides. Its product is annotated as binder of sperm protein homolog 1-like. Lineage: Eukaryota; Metazoa; Chordata; Mammalia; Chiroptera; Vespertilionidae. Gene Ontology annotation, cellular component: cell surface. The transcript is spliced from 5 exons. Gene Ontology annotation, molecular function: heparin binding. The record is from RefSeq and is a predicted model, not a curated record.